CACUGCCAUUCUCGCCCAAACGCACACAACACACGAUGCGACGAGUAGUACGAGCUGAACGAGCCAUCGGGCGCAUCCUGUCAACACCGUCUUCGACGCAGUUUACUUGCGCCGCCUGCCGCCAACAUGCUGCUCCCUUCUCGACUCGCGCGAGCUUAAAAGCCGUCGACAUGGAGAAAUGGCGCAAGAAGAUCUGGGGAACAGACAAGCCGCCCGGUGCUGCAGACCCUUACGGAGGGCCUGGUGCAGCAGAAAUAUACGAGGCUGAGAGAAAAGCAAAGAAAGGAGAAACUGCCGUCGAAGAGACUUCGACUACACCCGCUGCGGAUUGGGAUAUGUCCGCAUACGAACCGGCAGAUAACUGGGCUGGGUUGGAAGAGGUUGGAGGAAGGGGAGUCUGGUGGAGUGGGAGGGAGGAACCCAAUUACGCUGGAUACAUCCCGCAGCAGAAGGUUACGGAUCCAUACGAGCUGACUGCGGCCCUACAUCGCGCUGUGAUCGAAGUAUUCGCACUUCGUGAUGCGGAGCAACCAUUGUCCAAACUCGCCAAUUCCGAUGUUGGACCUGAUCUCACGACCGAAGUACAGAUCGUCAUGGCAGAUGGAGGAGCCAAGCUGAGCCUCCCGCAAAACAUCGGUUUACAGGAGAUUGCAGAUUCCCUGGCGCCGAGGGUCCAGGAGACUGUCGAGGAGGCAGUGGUUGAGGAUGAGACAGCCGUUAAGACUGACCCAACAGAAUCAGAGGAGGACGUCGCUGCAGACAGAUCCGCUGUUGACCCUCUGCACCAAGCGCAAGUACAGAGUGCAGUUGAGAGUUGGGACCCAACCUGGCUCAGUGUCUCUCUCAAUGACCCAGAAGUCAAGUUCACUGUUGUCAAGCGCGUGUUGCAGCUGACCGGAAUCCGCAUGUCUGAUUCAAACAUCAAUGCCUCCAAGAACGCAUCGGAUAUUUUGGGAUUCAUGGCGACACCACCUAAGCCAAAGAAGGUUAUCGAGGCCCUCGCACAAAGGCACACUCUCUUCGAUUUGCCCAAUGUUAAGGUUCACGCACGGAGAGUGACCCCGGUUGACAAGGAGAAGUCGGUGGGGAGAUGGAAGGUCAUUGAGAAGGAGCUGGAGGCGAGGGGGCUUCCUGUUCUGGGACAUAGUAGGAACUAGAUAUUGGGGCUGUGGAUGGUGUAUAUUAUUGUAGGCUAGCGAAAUGUAGAUGUAU
Pseudogymnoascus verrucosus is the source of this 1212-nucleotide messenger RNA. RefSeq lists its product as uncharacterized. The coding region runs from base 36 to 1157 and encodes 373 amino acids. The transcript is spliced from 2 exons. NCBI's taxonomy places the organism in Eukaryota, Fungi, Ascomycota, Leotiomycetes, Thelebolales, Thelebolaceae. Gene Ontology annotation, cellular component: mitochondrion. The record is from RefSeq and is a predicted model, not a curated record.